UCCCUCUGCCCCGCCACAUCCCCUUUCUGUCUCCCUCGGCUCCCCCGUUUGUCUGUGUUCCCACUCGUGGAGGAAGGAUGGUUGAUUUGGAGAGCGAAGUGCCCCCUCUGCCUCCCAGGUACAGGUUUCGGGAUUUGCUGCUAGGGGACCAAGGAUGGCAGAAUGACGACAGGGUGCAAGUUGAAUUCUAUAUGAAUGAAAACACAUUUAAGGAGAGACUAAAGUUAUUUUUUAUUAAAAACCAGAGAUCAAGUCUAAGAAUACGCCUGUUCAAUUUUUCUCUCAAAUUAUUAAGCUGCUUAUUAUACAUAAUCCGAGUGCUACUAGAAAACCCUGCACAAGGAAAUGAAUGGUCUCACAUCUUUUGGGUGAACAGAAGUCUACCUUUAUGGGGCCUACAGGUGUUAGUGGCCUUGAUAAGUCUGUCUGAAACCAUGCUGCUCGGUUAUCUCAGUUAUAAGGGAAACAUCUGGGAGCAGAUUCUACGAAUACCCUUCAUCUUGGAGAUAAUCAACGCGGUUCCUUUCGUCAUCUCAAUCUUCUGGCCUUCCUUAAGGAACCUAUUCGUCCCAGUCUUUCUAAACUGCUGGCUGGCCAAACAUGCCUUGGAGAACAUGAUCAACGAUCUCCAUAGAGCUAUUCAGCGUACACAGUCUGCGAUGUUUAAUCAAGUUUUGAUUUUAAUAUCUACAUUACUCUGCCUUAUCUUCACCUGCAUCUGUGGAAUCCAACAUCUGGAACGCAUAGGAAAGAAGCUGAAUCUCUUUGACUCCCUGUAUUUCUGCAUCGUGACCUUUUCUACCGUGGGCUUUGGGGAUGUCACUCCUGAAACGUGGUCCUCCAAGCUUUUUGUCGUUGCUAUGAUCUGUGUGGCCCUGGUGGUUCUACCCAUCCAGUUUGAGCAGCUGGCCUACUUGUGGAUGGAGAGACAGAAGUCAGGUGGCAACUACAGCCGCCACAGGGCUCAGACGGAAAAGCACGUCGUCCUGUGUGUCAGCUCACUGAAGAUUGACCUGCUCAUGGACUUUUUGAAUGAAUUCUAUGCUCACCCAAGACUGCAGGAUUACUACGUGGUGAUCCUAUGUCCGACGGAAAUGGACGUGCAAGUUCGGAGGGUCCUACAGAUCCCCAUGUGGUCACAGAGGGUCAUCUACCUUCAAGGCUCCGCCCUGAAAGAUCAGGACCUGUUGAGAGCCAAGAUGGAUGAUGCCGAGGCCUGUUUCAUUCUGAGCAGCCGCUGUGAGGUGGACAGGACAUCCUCUGACCACCAAACAAUUCUGAGAGCGUGGGCUGUCAAGGAUUUCGCUCCGAAUUGCCCUUUGUACGUCCAGAUAUUGAAGCCUGAGAACAAAUUCCACAUCAAGUUUGCUGAUCAUGUUGUCUGUGAAGAAGAGUUUAAAUACGCCAUGUUAGCUUUAAACUGUGUAUGCCCAGCGACAUCUACCCUUAUUACACUACUGGUUCAUACCUCUAGAGGGCAAGAAGGCCAGCAGUCACCGGAACAGUGGCAGAAGACGUACGGCAGAUGCUCCGGGAACGAAGUUUACCACAUCACUUUGGAAGAAAGUGCAUUUUUUGCUGAAUACGAAGGGAAGAGUUUCACCUACGCCUCCUUCCACGCACACAAAAAGUUUGGUGUUUGCUUGAUUGGCGCUCGGAGGGAGGAUAAUAAGAACAUCUUACUGAAUCCAGGCCCUCGCUACAUUAUGAACGCUACAGAUAUAUGUUUUUAUAUUAAUAUCACCAAAGAAGAGAAUUCAGCGUUUAAAAACCAAGAGCAGCAGCAGAAGAACAGCAUAUCGCGGUCGGUUUACCACGGGCCUGCUAGACUCCCUGUGCACAGCAUCAUUGCCAGCAUGGGGACUGUGGCCAUCGAUCUGCAAGACACAAGCUGCCGCUCCGCCAGCGGCCCUACCCUGUCCCUGCCUGCGGAGGGAAUCAAAGAAGUCAGGAGGCCGAGCAUCGCCCCUGUGCUGGAGGUUGCAGACACGUCCUCCAUCCACGCCUGCGAUCUUCUCAGCGACCAAUCGGAAGACGAAACGACCUCAGAUGAAAACAUGCCCUCGAACCUGGAGUACGCUAAAGGCUACCCACCCUACUCCCCAUACAUAGGAAGUUCACCCACUCUCUGCCAUCUCCUUCAUGAAAAAGUGCCAUUUUGCUGCUUGAGACUAGACAAGAGUUGCCAGCAUAACUACUAUGAAGACGCCAAAGCCUAUGGCUUCAAAAAUAAACUAAUCAUAGUUGCCGCUGAAACAGCUGGGAACGGAUUGUAUAAUUUUAUUGUUCCUCUCAGGGCAUAUUAUAGACCAAAGAAAGAACUCAACCCUAUAGUUCUGCUGCUGGACAAUCCGCCAGAUAUACAUUUUCUGGAUGCAAUCUGUUGGUUCCCAAUGGUUUACUACAUGGUGGGCUCUAUUGACAACCUAGAUGACCUACUCAGGUGCGGAGUGACCUUCGCGGCCAACAUGGUGGUGGUGGACAAGGAGAGCACCAUGAGUGCCGAGGAGGACUACAUGGCUGACGCCAAGACCAUCGUCAACGUGCAGACCCUUUUCAGGCUGUUCUCCAGUCUCAGCAUCAUCACGGAGCUGACACACCCAGCCAACAUGAGGUUCAUGCAGUUCCGAGCCAAAGACUGUUACUCCUUGGCUCUCUCCAAACUGGAAAAGAAAGAGCGCGAGCGAGGGUCCAACCUGGCCUUCAUGUUCCGGCUGCCGUUCGCCGCGGGCAGAGUGUUCAGUAUCAGCAUGCUGGACACGCUGCUGUACCAGUCAUUCGUGAAGGAUUAUAUGAUUUCUAUCACCAGACUUCUGCUGGGAUUGGACACCAUGCCGGGAUCGGGCUUCCUUUGUUCCAUGAAAAUCACGGAGGACGAUUUAUGGAUCCGAACGUACGCCCGGCUGUACCAGAAGCUGUGCUCGGCCACUGGAGACGUUCCCAUAGGGAUCUACAGGACCGAGUCUCAGAAGCUCGCUAUGUCCGAGUCUCAAAUAUCAAUCAGUGUGGAAGAAUGGGAAGACACCAAAGACUGCAGGGACCAAGGCCACGCCCGAGGCAACCACCGCAACUCCACGUCCAGUGACCAGUCGGACCACCCCCUGCUGCGGAGAAAGAGCAUGCAAUGGGCCCGAAGGCUGAGCAGAAAAGGUCCCAAACACUCUGGUAAAACAGCUGAGAAAAUAACCCAGCAGCGACUGACCCUCUACAGGAGGUCAGAGAGACAAGAGCUUGCUGAACUUGUGAAAAAUAGAAUGAAACACUUGGGUCUGUCUACAGUGGGAUAUGAUGAAAUGAAUGACCAUCAGAGUACCCUGUCGUACAUCCUCAUCAACCCGUCUCCAGACACCAGGCUAGAGCUCAAUGACAUUGUAUACUUAAUCCGACCGGACCCUCUGCCCUUCCUUGCCAACAACGAGCCCAUUCGAAAUAGCAGCCUCUGCAAUGCGGCGGGCGCAGACUCCCGGGAGGAGACCCAGCUUUGAUAGCUCGGGAAUAACGGACUUCUUUUUUGCUACAAGGAUCUUGUUUGAAAAAACUCUGUAUCUUAGGGGAAGGAAGGUUGCUGCAUGAAAUAGACGAGAUGGGAAUAUAUUCAAAUCUCUCAUAUUUUAAAAAUGUCUAUUCUCUUAGAAGUAUAGGUUAUUUUGAAAUUGGACAUACUGGUUAUGGGUAUUCCUCUCAUUUCUAUUUGAAAGACAUCAAUGGAAUGGUUUUUUCAAAACCUCCGUUAAAACACACAAUUUUGAAUCUGGUAACUUAAUUGUUUGACCGCAAUCCAAACUGUAUGAAGUCGGUUUUUAAAAACUCUAAGGUUUUAUGAAAGUCAAUGAAAAGUCCAGCUCUAGCUGGUGCAUCUCAACGGACACAGAAGAUCGUUGCUCCUUUAAAAAAUCAAAUGUCACACGAUGUUCUUUAAAAUCGCUCUUUUAUAAAAGUGAGCUUGCCAUACAUGUCUCAGCUCCUCUCCACAGAGAUCACAACU
This is a messenger RNA of Molossus molossus (Pallas's mastiff bat), 3985 nucleotides long. RefSeq names its product potassium sodium-activated channel subfamily T member 2 (gene KCNT2). Gene Ontology annotation, cellular component: membrane. Lineage: Eukaryota; Metazoa; Chordata; Mammalia; Chiroptera; Molossidae. Gene Ontology annotation, molecular function: intracellular sodium-activated potassium channel activity. The coding region runs from base 78 to 3485 and encodes 1135 amino acids. The transcript is spliced from 28 exons. The record is from RefSeq and is a predicted model, not a curated record. Gene Ontology annotation, biological process: potassium ion transport.